UGAUGGCGGCAGGGCGGAGCGACGAGAGGACGAGCAGCGCAGAGAGAUAAACCCUCUCUGAGAGCAGCAGGCUAGUAGAGGAUAAACAGAGAGAGAGAAACCCGCCGUCCUGCUUCCACCGACCACUGUCUACACAUUUCAUCACUUCAUCACAGAGAGGGAGGCCAGUCCAGGAUGAACGGCGACUCAGGUGCCGGCGUGGUGACGGCCCCCCCUCCCACCACAGCCCCCCACAAGGAGCGGUACUUCGACCGCGUGGACGAGAGCAGCCCGGAGUACCAGAGGGAGAGAAACAUGGCGCCCGACCUGCGGCAGGACUUCAACAUGAUGGAGCAGAGGAAGAGGGUCUCCAUGAUCCUACAGAGCCCGGCAUUCUGCGAUGAGCUGGAGACGAUGAUCCAGGACCAGCUGAAGAAGGGGAAGACGCCCACCAGCCUGCUGGCCCUGCAGCAGAUCGCAGACUUCAUGACCACCAGCAUGCCUUCCAUGUAUCCCGCUGCUCCGCAGGGAGGCAUGGCGGCGCUCAACAUGAGUUUGGGUAUGGUGACUCCAGUGAAUGAUCUGCGUGGCUCCGACUCUAUUUCCUAUGACAAGGGCGAGAAGCAACUCCGCUGCAAGCUGGCUGCCUUUCAUCGGCUCACUGACUUGUUCGGCUGGUCCGAGCUCAUCUACAACCACCUCACAGUCAGGGUGAGCUCAGACCAGGAGCGCUUCCUAAUUGUCCCUUUUGGGCUCCUGUUCAGUGAAGUCACCGCCUCCAGUCUGGUGAAGAUAAACCUUCAAGGUGAGAUAGUCGACCGGGGAAGCACCAAUCUCGGGGUCAACCAGGCCGGCUUCACUCUCCACUCUGCUAUCUUCGCUUCGCGGCCCGACGUCAAGUGUAUCGUGCAUAUACACACAUCCGCGGGUGCUGCGGUGUCAGCCAUGAAAUGCGGCCUAUUGCCCAUCUCACCUGAGGCGCUGUCCUUGGGCGAGCUGUCCUAUCAUGACUACCAAGGCAUACUGGUGGAUGAUGAAGAAGGUCUGACCAUACAGAGGAACCUUGGGCCUACCAACAAGGUGCUCAUCCUGAGGAACCAUGGCUUGGUGUCUGUAGGCGAAACAGUGGAGGAAGCCUUCUAUUACAUGCACAAUCUGGUCACUGCCUGUGAGAUCCAGGUGAGAACGCUGGCCGGCGCUGGAGGGCCAGAUAAUCUGGUGCUGCUGGAUCCGGCCAAAUACAAGUCGCGCCCGCGGGUCCCGGAGCCAGCCGGCGACGGGCCCUCCGCACACCCUAAUUGGAAAGUCGGGGAGCAGGAGUUUGAGGCUCUCAUGAGAAUGCUCGACAACUUGGGCUACAGGACGGGCUACCCUUACCGCUGCCCGGCAUUGCGAGACAAAGCUAAAAAGUACAGUGACGCGGAGAUCGCUCCCUCCGCCCACAGCGGCUACUCGUACGGGGAGGACAGCGACUCAGGCGCUCGCUCCCCGCUGAAACAGAGCUUCCAGCGCGGCCAGCGCGACAAGACCCGCUGGGUCAAUGCCGGCGGCCGGCCCGACGAGCCCUACGAGGACGGGCCCGACGGCGGCAGCCCCAAGUCGAAGCCUAAGGUGUGGACGAACAUAACACACGAUCACGUCAAACCCUUGCUGCAGUCUCUCUCGUCUGGUGUCUGCGUGCCAAGCUGUAUAACCAACUGCUUGUGGACAAAGGAAGAAGGACUCCGCCAGGCUGCCGUAGCCAAUCAGUUCAUCCCGAUGAACACCAACCCAAAAGACGUCCUGGAAAUGAGGAAUAAGAUCCGUGAGCAGAACCUGCAGGACAUAAAGACAGCAGGGCCCCAGUCUCAGGUCCUUUGUGCCGGCUCCGGGGGGGAGCGCACCUUCAACCAGAGAUUGUCAAUCUGGCAGGACGCCCCUCUGUCUGACUGUACAGACACUAUUGACGGCCUCGAUGUGUCCGAGGGGUCCUAUAGUCCUGCUAAAUCAAUUAGAAAGGGGGAGCUAGUGACCGCAUCCAAGGCCAUCAUUGAGAAGGAGUACCAGCCCAGGGUCAUCAUCAGCAAGCAGGGUCCCAACCCCUUCAACAAACUCACCGACCAGGAGCUGGACGAGUACCGUAAGGAGGUGGAGCAGAACCAGAAGGGACCUGAAGUGCAGGGACGAGGCGGUAGUAGGGAGGGAUCAGCCUGUCCUGAGCCCGAACCGCUACCGAGGGGUCAAGCCUCCGCCUCCACACCUCUGCAGUCUGCGAAUGACUCGCCCAGCUUACAGAGAGCCCCGCCUACAACCGCCACGCCCGUCACGCCAGCCUCCGGGCAGGGCUCCCCUUCACUCGUCCUCUCCGGCGGGGCUGAGCCGGCCGGUCGGGGCCGCACAGACUCCACAGAUGACGUUUUUUCCACGACGGGAGAGGUUGUUUCAGCUCCAGAUUCCCCACACAAGGAGUUCCACUGCGCCGUGCUGCGAGCCCUCAGCAAAGAGCCGUCGGUGGUAGAGGCGGCUGAGGCGGAUCAGGCUCCAGAUGUGGAGCAGCUAGCAGAGCCUGAGGAGGAAGAGCCCCAGAUCCAGAAACCCACCACCACGCCACCCAGCACCCCGGUCCAAGCAGAGGAAGAGUCCUUGCCAGAACAGACCUUUAAGGAUGACAGCGACGCCGCCACCCUGAGACAGACCCUUCCAGAUUUAACACCCGACGACCCCUCCGAUGCCCCAGCACUUCCUGCCGAAGAACCCGCCUCCGCCCCCGUCGGUGCAGACGCAGCUGAGGGGGAGGAACCCGCUGACGCUGGCGACCAGGAGGGAGAAGAGUCUCCCAGCAAGUCGCCCUCCAAAAAGAAAAAGAAAUUCCGCACCCCUUCCUUCCUAAAGAAAAACAAAAAAAAGACAGAGUCCUAGAUAACGUCGGAUCGGUCCUCCAGGCUGGCCUCUGCCUCCUUUCAUUUUCCGCUUUUUUCGUCUGCUAUCACCCUUUCGAGCAAGCCACUGUUACAAACAGUUCUGCUUUUUUUGUUGUUUUGAUAUCAUUUGUCGCCGGCUUAUUAACCUUCUUCUCCUCAUUAGUGUGUGCCAAUUUUGUAUACAGUGCAGACCGAUUGCAUAAAGGUUUUUAAUUAUUAGAAGCUUUUUAGUUGUGAGUGAGUGAUACAUUCUGUCUUGUCUACUCCAUCUGGCCUUCGGUGCAUGUCUAUUACUACAGGCCCACACAUUUAAUGUGAGCUUUUAGGGUUUUAUCGCCCUCUUUUUUUCUUUUUAACCUAAACCAUUGUAACCACUAGAAUGUAUUGGGAUUGUAUCAAAAAUAUGUCAAAGUGUCUUUUAAAAACAGUGAAUGCAGAAAGAAAGAAAAGCUUGUACUCUCAUUUAACUGGUGGUUAAAACUACAAAUUGCAUAAUGCUAAUUUUACCUCUGAAGCUGAAUUCCAUGUAAGCAGGCCAGGUGAACAACAGUUGGGAUAUUUCCAGUUGAUUAUUUAUGGAAAAUGCAUACAUACAAAGUCCAUAUUAAUGUCUCCAUAAUCCAACAUUUUCAUUAAAUCUUCCAUAAGCUAAA
This is a messenger RNA of Sebastes umbrosus (honeycomb rockfish), 3532 nucleotides long. It is a transcript of the gene add1, whose product is annotated as adducin 1 (alpha). Gene Ontology annotation, biological process: barbed-end actin filament capping; positive regulation of adherens junction organization; positive regulation of establishment of endothelial barrier. Lineage: Eukaryota; Metazoa; Chordata; Actinopteri; Perciformes; Sebastidae. The transcript has 18 exons. Gene Ontology annotation, cellular component: cytoskeleton; adherens junction; plasma membrane. Gene Ontology annotation, molecular function: actin filament binding. The coding region runs from base 175 to 2877 and encodes 900 amino acids. The record is from RefSeq and is a predicted model, not a curated record.